CGGCACAGCGCCAGACUGCUGUUUAUCAGAUCGAUGUUGGUCAAAGGAUAUCAGAUCGCAAUAUUGUACACGUCGACAGCGUUAACGAAUUUGCAACGCCUUCGUUAUCAAUUUGAUUUUGCCGAAUAUCUUAAAAUUUUUAUGCAUCAUGUCUGAAUCCAUCAACUCCCAUCCAGACUGCUCACGGUCAGUACAAAAUGGGAUGAAAAUGUGGGGAGGUCGAUUCGCGGCAGGACCGAGUUCCAGCAUGGAUGCGCUGAAUAAAUCCAUAUCUUUUGAUCAGCGGUUGUGGCAGGUGGAUAUUGACGGGAGUGUUGCUUAUGCUAAGGGUUUAAAUCUUGCUGGGAUUUUGAAUUCCACCGAACUGAGUGCCAUUAUUACCGGUCUGAAACAAGUCAAAGAGGAAUGGAAGAAUGAUCAGUUUGUUCUUCAGGAAACGGAUGAAGACAUCCACACUGCCAACGAAAGACGUUUAACAGAAAUUAUUGGUCCAGUCGGCGGGAAACUCCACACAGGCCGCAGCAGAAACGACCAGGUGGCUACAGAUUUACGGAUGUGGUUAAAAGACGAAAUCGUAAUUAUCGAGGGACUGCUGGUAAAAAUACUGGACGUUCUGUGUAACCGCGCGGAAACUGAGCUGGACAUCGUUAUGCCAGGUUACACGCACCUGCAACGCGCGCAGCCGGUUCGGUGGAGCCAUUUUCUUAUGAGCUACGCUGUGAGUUUUAAAAGCGACUAUGUCCGCCUUAACAGUCUUCUACCGGAAAUUGAUGAGCUUCCGCUGGGCAGUGGCGCGGUUGCUGGCAAUCCUUUAGGAAUCAAUCGUGAAUAUUUAGCCAGUUUAUUGGCAUUUUCCAACGUUGCACUGAACAGCAUGCAUGCCGUUUCCGACAGGGAUUUUGUGGCCCAGUUCCUGCAGUGGGCCGCUCUGACCGGAAUACACCUGAGCCGGCUAUCUGAAGAUCUUAUCAUAUACAGCACAAAAGAAUUCCGUUUCAUAACCAUGUCGGAUCAGUACAGCAGCGGAAGUAGUCUGAUGCCGCAAAAGAAGAAUCCCGACGUAUUGGAGCUCCUGCGUGGCAAAGCUGGACGACUGAUCGGAAAUCAUACGGGAUUUAUGUGUACACUGAAAGGGUUACCCAGUACAUACAGCAAAGACUUACAGGAAGAUAAGGAACCUCUGUUUGAUUCUGUGGAUCAAAUCAAGAUAAUGCUGGAUGCCGCGCAUGGCGUUCUUGCUACUUUAACCAUUAAUGCCAAUGCCUGCCGAUCGGCGUUGAGUUUCGAUAUGUUGGCUACGGAUGUGGCGUACUAUCUAGUACGUAAAGGUGUGCCCUUUCGCGAGGCACAUCACAUAGUCGGAAAAUUAGUAGUCCUGGCAGAGGGAAAACAGUGCCACCUCAAAGAUAUCGCGCUAAAGGAUCUCCAGUCCAUUGAUCACCGGUUCGCUGAUGACUAUGCUCAAAUCUGGGAUUUUGAAAAAAGUAUGGAACAGUACAGUGCAACAGGUAGUACAGCACAUGCUGCGGUGUGGCAGCAGAUUGCUACAAUUCGGGAAUUUAUUAUGAAUACGAAAGAGCGAUUUACCAUAGAACAGUAACGUAUUUUGUGUUUAAUAUUGCUUUUUCAUAACAUUCAAGUUUAACAACCAUUUGGAAAGUUGGUACUUGAGUACUAAUAAAUUGUAUUAUGAUCGUCAUGAUCACAUAUUCGCAUAAUACUGUUAAAUUGUGUCGGCUACUCGGUUGGUUGCGCAAGUGAGAAUUUAGUCAAAAUAGAUCGGCA
Paramacrobiotus metropolitanus is the source of this 1785-nucleotide messenger RNA. RefSeq names its product argininosuccinate lyase-like. The transcript has 6 exons. The record is from RefSeq and is a predicted model, not a curated record. NCBI's taxonomy places the organism in Eukaryota, Metazoa, Tardigrada, Eutardigrada, Parachela, Macrobiotidae. Gene Ontology annotation, molecular function: argininosuccinate lyase activity. Gene Ontology annotation, cellular component: cytosol. Bases 149 to 1600 code for a protein of 483 amino acids.